Messenger RNA from Puccinia graminis f. sp. tritici CRL 75-36-700-3, 1993 nucleotides. RefSeq lists its product as uncharacterized. NCBI's taxonomy places the organism in Eukaryota, Fungi, Basidiomycota, Pucciniomycetes, Pucciniales, Pucciniaceae. The transcript is spliced from 5 exons. Bases 47 to 1993 code for a protein of 648 amino acids. The record is from RefSeq and is a predicted model, not a curated record.
CACAUCUUAACAGCGUGCACCUGCGUACUACCCAACUUUCUACACCAUGCCAUCUAUUCAUGUCUUGAUCUAUGUUUUGACUUUCUGGUUGAGUCCAACAUUGGAUCACUUGGGGAGUCCAUUGUCACAUGGAGCAAGCGCCGCUGCAACGCCAUCAAUCAAAAGGCUUGUCCAAGUGGAGAAUCCUGAUAGAAUCGCUUCAGGCGCCGAGUCAAAGAACAAGCAUUUCCCCGAAGGAAAGUUAUUCCAGACCGGAGCAGAGGAAGGCGAAAACUUUGGUAUAGGAAGCAGCCACAUUGCCGAUAGACCCUUGGAGCCUAUGGAUGAUAAGAGCAUCCAGGAAAAUUCACAGGAGUUCAAGGGAACGGCCUCGUUCGAGCCGCCCAAAAGCAUCCGCUCAAAAACUGAUGCAACCAACAUCGAACCGUCUCCCUCUGAUUCCCCACAACAUGCCUCGAGCAUUCACCACGUGGAAACGCGUACGCACCCCGGCGCCCUGUCUGCGCGACACGGAAAAGAAAGUAUUUCCAAUCUCGAACCCAAUUACACGAGAACACCAAGCGACUCUUCAGGUUACGGCUAUGACUGGCAUAGCCAAACUCACCGGCUUGGGCGGAUUGAGAACACUGACAAGUACGGCACAAACAGCGCACAUGAGGUAGUGAACCUGCAGCCAUUUGAAUGGAGAUUACAGCCUUUUAAUUAUUACCAACUCACCGCCGUCUACCAACCAGUCACUCAGUGGGGUUAUGUACCUGUCCCGAUUGAUCCGAAUCGAACAAGCGCGCCGAAUCAUCCAUAUCAAACAAUCGCAGGGUUCCCCCCGGCAAACCCUUACAGAGCAACAAAUUAUGUCGGUAACUUUGCGGAAAGAGGCGAUUCUAAUUCAGUUCCAAAUAAAUUGUCUCGAAAAGAAGGGCCCUUCAAACCACCGAAUUCUUCAAACCUUGCCAAUCGGGCUAGCCUCGAAAAAUCUCCUCGGCAAUGGAAACCAGUGGACAAAGGUCAAGCUGGGAGCUCUUCAUCUAAAUCCCCAAAGAAAUUCUAUAACCCUGUCAAAACAACAUCCGAAGCAGACAAAACUCAUGCAGAAGUGUCUGAGAUGGGAGCUGGGAAUCCGCACGACCUUUUUGGGGAAAGCGCAGAUUCUCAUCUGAGCUUGUCAACACAUCAGUCAAAGGAAUUAGUGAAGCUCAUGUCAGGAUCCAAAUAUGAAUCAAUUAUGAUAUCUCAAAACCAGUUGCCAAUUUCCCCUCCCGAAGAAUCAAAGCCAAGUUUUUCAAGGAAUACAAUAAUAGAUCCGGAAAGUUCAAGCGAGGUAGGAAGAUCGGGCCCAACGCCAAGUUCAAGCGGGAUAAGCACCAGCUGGACAGAUGCUUCAAGUGAGGCUGAAUCUCCAGGUGAAAUAGACUCGGCAAGUCAAACGGGAACUUCCAAUAAGGUGAGAAAUCAUUCAGUGGGGAGUCCGAUAACAAUUCAAGGGCAGAAGAAGGCCAAGUCGCUAGAUUUCCAUACCCUAGAUCAAAUCUACUUCAAAGAAACAUCACCAGAUACAUCAUGUGAAGUGAAAAAUCAUGGAAAGCAGAAAAAAAUUCAACCUGAACGGCAAAGAUCGAGAAGUUCGAGUGGAGAUACUACAGAAGAUGAAUUGGAAGCACACCCAGAUCAAAACAAGCAAAUUGAAGAUCACAACACUCAGGAUAAUCGGAAAGCCGACAGCAUUGCGGAAGGGAAUAAUAAAGUUCCUACAAGCUCUCACCAAGAUGAGUCUGCAAAAGAAGAUCGGAAGCACAAGGCUAAGAGAAAAAAGAAAAACAACAAACCCGACAAAGAUUUUGAUAAUGAAGCAGAACAUGGGGCUGUGAAGGGCUCCAAGCCGGUCUCAACCUCACCAAAUAAUAAUAAAUUCGAGCUAAUUUCACCACAUAUGCAUAAUGAGAUUGAAAAGUCAAAUGUCAAUGCCGAGGAAACCAUUGCGCAGAUACGCGUAUGA